Messenger RNA from Egretta garzetta (little egret), 2834 nucleotides. RefSeq names its product origin recognition complex subunit 5 (gene ORC5). The record is from RefSeq and is a predicted model, not a curated record. Bases 460 to 1830 code for a protein of 456 amino acids. Gene Ontology annotation, molecular function: DNA replication origin binding. The transcript has 16 exons. NCBI's taxonomy places the organism in Eukaryota, Metazoa, Chordata, Aves, Pelecaniformes, Ardeidae. Gene Ontology annotation, cellular component: nucleus; nuclear origin of replication recognition complex. Gene Ontology annotation, biological process: DNA replication initiation; DNA replication.
UGUCAGUGCAAACCAAUGUUGCUUUCUUUCUUCUGUUUGUUUUCCAUUUCCCAUGCUAUUUCUGAUCUCCUUCUGCUAACCUAGCCUUUUCUCAUGUGGCUUUGUACUUAUGCCCAGCGUAACAUAUUUGGCUGUGAAUACUUAAAUGUGUUUGGAGUGCUUUAUUUAUUAUCUUUGUCUUGAUAACUUACAGAUAUUCCUGUCUGGUGAUGAGAUAUCUUUAUUGUGCUACCUAACUUGACAGCCAAAAAUAAAGUUUGGAUAUUUAUGUUACAUUUGACAAAGUCAGAAUCCAGCUCUUGAGGUUACUUCAGUUGUCUCUCUGCAUGUUGUCCUUAUCGCUACAGACAAAGGUACCGUCUUUCCAGCAGUUUUAGAAGCUGUAGAUCACUUUAUUUCUUGUCUCUGCACCUCAAGUAGGACAUGCAUGUUUAGGUGACUAACUACAGGAACGUCAAAAUGCCUAAUCUCGAACAUCCAGUGUACCCAGCAGCUACACUGCUUCACUUGGAAAGUUUGGUGCCUUGUCGAGAAUCCCAAGUGUCUGUGUUGCUGUCAAUAUUUGGAGAGCGUCAACAGUUUAGUUUUCCAUCCAUCUUUAUCUACGGACAUACAUCUAGUGGAAAGACUUACGUGAUGCAAACACUUCUGAACACCUUACAGCUUCCUCAUGUGUUUGUGAACUGUGUGGAGUACUUUACUUCACGACUUCUUUUAGAAGAAAUUCUUAACAGACUUCUCGUGUUAGAAGAAAUUCUUGUCCAGUUGCAAAGCUGUUCUGAGACAGAACAGACUUCUCGUGUGCCCUGUGAUAAUUUCAAUGACUUUGUACGUCUGUUCAAACAAGCUGUCGUGAGUCGGGAGCUUCAAGAUCAAACAUUAUACAUUGUACUGGAUAGAGCAGAGCAGCUGAGAGAAAUGGAAGCAAACAUCCUGCCAGCAUUUCUUAGGCUUCAAGAGUUGACUGACAGAAAUGUGACAGUUAUCCUGCUCAGUGAAAUAGUAUGGGAGCUGUUCCGUCCAAAUACUGGAUGCUUUGAGCCAUUCAUCUUAUAUUUUCCCGAUUACAGCAUAGGACACCUGCAGAAGAUCUUGUGUCAGAAUCAUCCCCCAGAAUAUUCUGCAGAUUUCUAUGCUGCAUAUAUCAAUAUUCUGCUUGGUGUCUUCUACAUGGUCUGUAGGGACCUGAAAGAACUUCAGCAUCUGGCAGUGCUCAAUUUUUCUAAAUACUGUGAGCCAGUGGUCAGGGGAGAAGCAAAUGAACGUGACACUCGCAAACUCUGGAAAAAUAUCGAACCUCAUUUGAAGAAGGCAAUGCAGACUGUUUAUCUCCGGGAAAUAUCCAGCUCACAGUGGGAGCGCUUACAGCAUGACGACGGCGAACCUGGGCAGUUAAAAGGACUUUCUGCACAUACACAUAUGGAACUUCCUUAUUACUCCAAAUUUCUUCUAAUAGCUGCUUACCUUGCCUCCUACAAUCCUGUUAGGACAGAUAAGAGGUUCUUUCUUAAGCAUCAUGGGAAAAUUAGAAAGACCAACUUUAUGAAGAAACAUGAAAAGACCAGCAAUCACCUCCUUGGGCCAAAGCCAUUUCCCUUGGACAGAUUGUUAGCAAUAUUAUAUAGUAUUGUGGACAACAGAGUUGCUCCAACUGCAAACAUAUUUUCCCAGAUCACCUCACUUGUGACUCUGCAGCUGUUGUCCAUGGUUGACCAUAAUGACCAGCUUGAUGGACCACGAUACAAAUGUACUGUAUCUCUGGACUUCAUCAGAGCUAUCGCCCGGACUGUGAACUUCGACAUAAUUAAGUACUUGUACGAUUUCUUGUGAAAACAAGCUUCCCAGCCAUAUGGACACUGUGACAAUGACUAAGGCAAGCUGUGUUCAUCUCUCUACUUAGCUGGCCAGAAAGAAGAGUAUUUUGGCUCUUUUGGAUUUGUCCAAACAGGUGCUGGCCCAGCAUGGAACCUGAUGAAAAUACUCUGAUUGGUCUGGGUGGAUCUGAGCAGAGGACUAUUUACCAGGGACCCUGGAGUAUUUGGAAGCAAUGUGUUAAUUAUAAACAGCAGGGUUUGAGCACAAUCUGUUCUACUCUUAAUGAUGUUAUCUUAACACUGAAAUUGCCUGAAACCCAUUUACUUAGGACUGCAUUUUGCUCUAUGAACUCUCCCCAGUGCUUUGAACAUGGCAGCAGCCCUUGUUUGUAUGCCCAGUCUUUUCACUUCCUCUCCACAGGAAUCUUUGCGAUUGCCUGCCAAGGCAGCUUUUCCUGAGGCCACCAUUUUAGGAGAGCGGAGUAGCAAAAUAUAAUAAACAUAAGAACAUAUUUAAAAUCAAGCUGGUUAUAAAUCCUUCUUUCUCUUCGGUUGUAUGCAGGCAGACUGUUACACUGUUAUAUGGAGAUCACGAUGAUAGGAAACUCCCAAUUGAUCACUGUACUGUCUUUUUUCAGACCAUUCAUAAAUGUUGACUAUGAAUCAAUUUUAACAAAGCUUUAUUUUAAAAAAUCACUGAUUCUUAAAGUUCCAUCCUGAUGUCAAACUUGAAAAUUUUUAUUUUUGUUUAAACAUUUUAUAGUCCUUUUAUGCUCAUCCGGUUAUAUUAAGUGCUAAAUGUGAUGCUGUUUGGAAUGAAUGUACUUCAAGAUGCAGACUGUGUAAAUGGCUUUUCUAACAGUGUCUGUCCUGUAGAGGAGGAUGGCGCCACGGCCUUUCCAUCAGAAAGGGAGAAAUUCAACAGGUGACAGAGUAUUCCUGCAGCAGUUCCCCAAAAGAGGCAGAACAGUGAAUAAUCGAUGUGGUGCUACAACACAAAACUUCAGCUUUGGAGAUACA